AUGUGGUGGUGGAACCAGACCUCUCUGGAAGACUUCAUCCUUCAAGGGCUCUUUGAUAACUCCUUCAGCCACUUUUGUCUUUUCCUCUUGAUCAUGCUGGUCUUUCUUACUGCACUGAGUGGCAACGGCCUCACCAUCCUCCUGAUUUGCUCUGACCCUCAUCUUCACACACCAAUGUACUUCCUGCUCAGACAGCUGUCCCUCAUGGAUCUGAUGCACAUCUCUACAACCAUCCCCAAGAUGGCUAGCAACUACCUGUCUGGCAAGAAGUCCAUCUCAUUUGUUGGUUGUGCCACCCAGCACUUCCUGUAUCUGUCUCUGGGUGGUGCAGAGUCUCUCCUCCUAGCCCUCAUGUCCUAUGACCGCUAUGUUGCCAUCUGCCACCCUUUACGCUACACUGUGCUCAUGAGCAGAAGAGUGGGUGUGAUGAUGGCUGUCAUGUCAUGGUUGAGUGCAUCUGUGAACUCCUUAAUUCACACAGCCAUCUUGAUGAGCUUUCCUUUCUGCGGGUUGAGAAUCAUCCACCACUUCUACUGUGAAUUUCCAGCGGUUUUGAAGCUGGUGUGUGGGGACAUCACUGUGUAUGAGAACACAGCCUACGUCAGCACUGUUAUACUUCUUCUUCUCCCCAUAAUUCUUGUCUCUACCUCCUAUGGCUUCAUUCUCCAUAGUGUCAUUCAGAUGCGUUCAGCUGGGAGUAAGAAAAAUGCUUUUGCCACAUGUAGCUCUCACCUUAUUGUGGUUUCUCUCUGGUAUGGUGCCUGCAUAUUCUCCUAUAUGAGGCCCAGGUCCCAGCGCACCCCAUUGCAAGACAAAGUUGGUUCUGUUUUCUACAGCAUCAUCACUCCCACACUGAAUCCCUUGAUUUAUACUCUCCGGAAUAAGGAUGUUGCUAAGGCUCUGAAGAAAAUAUUGAGGAGGGAUCUUGUUACCUAG
Molecule: messenger RNA, 936 nt
Organism: Mastomys coucha (southern multimammate mouse)
Lineage: Eukaryota; Metazoa; Chordata; Mammalia; Rodentia; Muridae
Product: olfactory receptor 2AE1
Exons: 1
Coding region: 1-936 (311 amino acids)
Biological process (GO): G protein-coupled receptor signaling pathway
Cellular component (GO): membrane
Molecular function (GO): olfactory receptor activity; G protein-coupled receptor activity
Source: RefSeq, a predicted model, not a curated record